AUGAGGUCGUCCUGCCAGACAAACACAAAUUCGACUCUCGAACCUACGUGAGACCAAAGAAACGCCCCCAGAGGCCCAGUAUUCAGAGCAUCGUGGAAGUACAAUCGAAUCCUGCAUCCAUGUCGCCACACCUGUCGCUCAACCAGUCCACAAACCAGUCGGCCAACAAAUACCUCACGUAUAACAAGUACAGCAGCCCGUUGGGUCCCAUUAGCCCGAUGCUCCGUCUGAAGACGUUCAACCUGGAUGUUAAUACCGACAACAGUAACGCAAUUAAGGAUUAUGCUAUGAAGAGACGUAGCUUAGCACCAGAUGAUGAUCCGCAGCUAGAAGAUUCGGACGUAACAUCAGACGGCGACCGGUCCGACAACAUGCGUUUCAAGCCUAUUAGCAUCGACUAUUCGCAGCCAGCCCAUAAUAUUCAUAAUACGUUUAACAAGGGUCUCAAUAUAUUAGCGGAGAGAAAUAGUCUAAAUAUGUACCGGAGUGGAGAAUCACUAAUGCGAAUGUCGCCACCGAGUCUCGUUUCGUCACUCGUAAUGGAGAAUUCCGGCAAUUUUAACACAGACUCGAUGGAAGGGAAAAAAAUCGUUACCUCAUCACAGAGAGUUGGGACCAUCUAUGGGUCGUGA
Molecule: messenger RNA, 632 nt
Organism: Leptosia nina
Lineage: Eukaryota; Metazoa; Arthropoda; Insecta; Lepidoptera; Pieridae
Source: the annotation of a GenBank genome assembly